AUGCAGGCCGAUCUUAGUCCCGCGGGGGUUGCACCCGACGGUGAGCAGGCCGGCGGUCGCGGAUUCAGCUCGUGGUGGCUACACGACCCCACGUUCGUCGACGCGCGCCCCACGCCGCCACCUCGACGGCGACGGGGAGCCGUGCUGCCCGGAUGGUGGGUGGCGCUGCCGCACGGCCAGGGUGACGAUGACGACGACCCGCAUGGUGCGGCCGAGGGGGGGUCGGCGCAGUUCGGAGGGGGAACGGCGGGGUACGAAUUGGCGCACGCGCUGCCGGAGUGGUGGAUUCACGACGGCGACGAGGACGGCGCCGCCAAUUCCAGCGGCAGGGACGACGGUGACGCCGUGGAGGGCGGCGGGUGCGAAGAGAGCGGCAGGCUGGACGAGGGGUCGGGGGAGUUCGUGGAGUGGGAGGCGCGGGCAGACGGCGGUGCUCGCGCGGUGGAUAAUCUGGAGCGACGGGCGGACGGGAGGGGGGCCAUGGUGGUCGAGGAGGCGGAGCAAGAGAACGGCAGCAACGCGGUCGUCGCUUGCGGUGAGGCGAGGGAAGCGGCGGCGUUCCCGUCGUGGCACGAUAAAGGCAGUGCGGGUGGGGAUGGCGGUCAGGCAAGGCACGCAGGGGGAUGGGGGCAGCAGUUCCAGCAACAGGACGUGGUGAUGGCGCGCGGCGAUCGGGAGGUGCCUUGCGCGCGGGUCCCGGACAUGCACGCACGCGCGCUGAACUCCGCCCAGGAGCAGUGGGGCGGAGGAACGUUGAGGGGAUGGCGGGAGGUGGAACAGGGGGUAGGGGCAGGGAUGGAGAGGCGACAGGAGCAGGAGACAGGGAGAGAGCAGGCGAUAGAUAGACAGGGGGUGCGUACGAUGGAGGGUGAAGGAGGAGGGCACUGGUGGAAGCGACAACGACAGCAAGGGCAGGCACGUGGCGUGGAAGAUGAGCUCGCGCCGCGCAACCAGCGGUGGCAGCAGCAGCAGGACGGCGAGAGAGAUCAGCGGCAGCAGCAGGCGAUGCGAUUGAGCGAGCAAAGGGGAAGGUUGAGAAGCUGCGUGGUGGAAGAGGAGCAGGCAGAGCGGCAGGGUGUUGAGGAUGGCGGCACAGUGCACAAUGGGGGCAGUAACAACGUGUUGCUGCCGUCCUGGUGGGUGUCCAUGCCGCCACACCAAGACGACUCCACGUGA
Molecule: messenger RNA, 1176 nt
Organism: Closterium sp. Yama58-4
Lineage: Eukaryota; Viridiplantae; Streptophyta; Zygnematophyceae; Desmidiales; Closteriaceae
Source: the annotation of a GenBank genome assembly